CGGAGCUCGGCAGUCGCUCUUGAGCCAUGGUGGGGACCGCGCGUGUCCUCUCGCGUCCCGCGCACAGCGUUCGUCGCGAUGUAAAUAAGUAAACAUUGCAUCCGAUCGUGAAAAAACUGUACAUGACUGUGAUUUGGUGUGGCAAACUGGAUUUUGUGAUUGUUAUAGACUCGAACAGCAAGGACCAAUGUGUAUAAACAAUGUUUCAACUGCUAACUCUAUUAUUAGUGACUUUGGGUGUUGAUGGAGCUUAUGCUCCGAGUGGAGUUAAUAAUUGCAAUCGGGUGUCAGAUGGUGUCCCUCAGCCGGCGUCUCUGUGCCGAGUGCGGACACUCGAGGCUGACAGCUCCAGCCUGGCCGCGGCAUCCGGGGAUGGCUUGAAGCGUCUCGCCGUGGAAUGCAAUCAGCUGUUACUGUUUGAGAGCAACAUCGAAGCGAACUACUUUCAAAGAUUCUCUACACUCAGUGAACUAAGUUUAAACAACUGCAAACUCUUGAGAAUACCUGGGAAUGCUUUCGAAGGAUUACGUGACCUUAAAAAGUUGUCGAUUAGAUCGAAAAACUUCGACUGGAGCCCGAAUAAAAAUCUGGAGCUGACUCACGGAACAUUUAACGGCUUACGAGAACUGCAAACCCUGGAUUUGGGCAACAAUAAUUUGAAAGCUAUACCUUCAGAUGUUUUCUGCCCCCUGGAUAAUUUACAAGUGCUUAAUUUAACCGAUAAUAAAGUAAAAUCUGUCGACCGCUUAGGUUUUGGAAAAAGCUGUGGCUCGGACCUAUUAAGUUUAGAUUUGAGCAGUAAUGAACUGAAAUCAUUAAGUGAGGACUCUGAAAUAGUGCGGCUGAAACGGCUUCAAGAGCUAAGACUUCAACAUAACAACAUUACAGACAUUUCGGGUGAAACGUUUAAUGGGCUUAUUUCCCUAAGGAUACUUAAUGUUUCCUACAAUAGUUUACAAUAUCUCCCCGAGGGCACAUUUGCGAGCACGAAAGAGUUACGUGAGAUAUAUUUGAAUAAUAACCUGCUAUUUGAAUUAGCUAGAGGCGUUUUCCAUAGAUUAGAGCAGCUGCUUGUAUUAGAUCUAUCGAAUAAUCAGCUCUCGAGUGCACACGUCGAUGGCGGAACAUUUGUAGGACUGAUUCGCUUAGUCAUUCUGAAUUUAUCCAAUAACGCCUUGACGAGGAUAGAUGGUAAAACGUUCAAAGAUUUAUUCUUCCUGCAAAUAUUAGAUUUACGAAAUAAUUCCAUUGGAUACAUAGAGGAAAACACAUUUCUACCAUUGUACAACCUACAUACACUGAAUUUGGCUGAAAAUCGUUUGCAUUCAAUAGAUGAGUUUUUAUUCAAUGGAUUAUUUGUUUUGAGUAAACUAAAUCUCAAUAACAAUUUACUAGUACAUAUAGACCCAAAGGCUUUUAAAAACUGUUCUGAUUUGAAAGAAUUAGAUAUGAGCUCCAAUCAAUUAACCGACGUCCCAGAAGCCAUUUGGGAAUUAUCUCUAUUGAAAACUCUAGACCUCGGAGAGAAUUUAAUAACGGAUAUAAAAAAUGGCUCCUUUAAAAACUUAGAUCAGUUGACUGGACUCAGAUUAAUUGAUAAUGACAUCGGCAAUUUAAGUGUCGGGAUGUUCUGGGACUUACCUAGCCUUCAGGUGCUCAAUCUUGCGAAGAAUAAAAUUCAGGCAGUAGAGAGAGGAAGUUUCGAGCGAAACAAGCAACUUGAAGCAAUAAGGUUAGACGGCAACUUCAUAACAGAUAUUAACGGCGUGUUUUCCGCUCUAAUGAGUUUACUAUGGCUAAAUUUAUCGGAAAAUCAUCUCAUCUGGUUUGAUUACGCCUUUAUACCCAGCAACUUGAAAUGGCUCGACAUACAUAGUAAUUUUAUCGAGCAUCUUGGAAACUACUACAAACUCCAAGAUGAGUUACACAUCAAAACUUUGGACGUUAGUCAUAACCGCAUAGUUGAAAUAUCACCCCUGGCAAUACCUAAUAGUGUGGAAUUGUUAUUCAUCAACAAUAACCAUAUCAAUAAUAUUCAAGUGAAUACUUUCAUGGAAAAAAGCAAUCUUACAAGAGUUGAUAUUUACGCAAAUGAGAUAUCUCGUUUAGAUAUCAACAGCUUGCGGUUAGCCCCCGUGCCGCUUAAUAAAUCAUUGCCCGAGUUUUAUAUCGGAGGAAAUCCGUUUGACUGUGAUUGUUCGAUGGAAUGGCUGCCUUUAAUAAAUAAUAUGACUGCUAUGAGACAACAUCCUAGAGUAAUGGACUUGGAGAAUGUAUUGUGUAAGAUGACCCACACCCGUGGCGUAACUCAUAUUCCGCUAAGCAAUUUAAAAUCCACAGACUUCUUGUGCACAUACGAAACGCAUUGUUUUGCGUUAUGCCACUGCUGCGAUUAUUUCGCAUGUGAUUGCCAAAUGACCUGCCCAAACAAUUGUUCUUGUUAUCACGAUCCCACGUGGCAUACAAAUGUCGUUGAUUGCUCGGGCCAGAAUGCGAUCGAAAUACCAGAAAAAAUACCAAUGGAUGCUACCGAGGUUUAUUUAGAUGGGAACGACUUUAGAGAACUGCAAAAUUAUGCAUUCAUAGGACGAAAAAAUAUGAGAUCUCUUUAUGUAAAUUCGAGUGGAGUGGAAAGCAUACAGAACAGAACAUUUGCCGGUUUAUCGUCACUCGUUAUCCUACAUCUCGGAAAUAAUAAACUGAAACAAUUGAAGGGCUAUGAAUUUGAACAUUUGUCGCAGCUGAAUGAGCUCUAUUUGCAAGAUAAUGCAAUCAAUUUUAUUGCCAAUGCUACUUUUUCCACAUUAAGUUCACUGAAAAUUUUAAGACUUGAUGGAAACCGAUUAAUUGACUUUGCUGUGUGGAACUUGAACGGAGGAAUACAUUUAAAUAGCCUCGCACUAGGAAACAAUAUGUGGUCAUGCAAAUGCAGAUACUUACAAAAAUUUACCGCCUACAUAUCAGAUAACGUGAAUAAAAUAGUCGAUGUAACGGACAUUUGGUGUUGGAACACAGACGCCAAGUCACCCCAAAAGAAAGAACUUAACUUUAAUGGCACAAUAUGUAGCGACUAUUAUUCCGGAGAUUCCGUCGUAGAUAAUAUGCUCGUCUCUAAUUACAUGCCCAUGAUGGUUACGACACUGAGUGGUUUUAUGUUGAUUAUGCUAGUCAUUUUUGUGAUUUUCUUAUUCCGAGACGCUAUCCGCAUUUGGUUGUAUACGACUUGCGGCAUCAGAUUAUAUCCAUUUGUUGGGGGAUACGAUGAAACUGACAAGCUUUAUGACGCGUAUGUGUGUUACAGCCCCAAAGACGAUGAUUUCGUAAUCCAAACAUUGGCCGCCGAGCUCGAGAAUGGAAGCCCAUCAUAUCAUCUAUGUUUGCACUACAGAGAUAUUCCACAACAUGGAUCGGCUUACAUGCAAUGUACACUACCGCUGCCCGAGGCAGCCGAAGCGGCAAAGCGCAUCAUAUUAGUAUUGUCAAGGAAUUUCUUAGAAACGGAAUGGUCUCGCUUUGAAUAUCGGCAGGCUUUGCAUGACUUAUCCAAAAAUAAAAUACAUAGUUUCCUUAUAAUUGAAGAUAGUUCAGCCAUGCCUGAGGCACAAUGCGAUACGGAGCUGCGGCCGUACUUGAAAACUUGUUCCAGUAUAAAAUGGGGCCAAACCAAGUUUUGGGAAAAGUUGCGAUAUGCGAUGCCGGAUAAAAAAUUUAAGUCAAAGUCCACAAACUAUAGAAAUAAUUUAAGCUCGUACACGAUAAGAAAUAGUAUGCAAAAUGGAACGACUAGAUCGUUUUCGUUUACUGAAAAGAUGAGGAGGGCAGCUGACGGUUUGAGCACAGAGCCUGAGUUUCUAGAAGUGCGGCCGCCACAGCAGCUGCACUCGGCCUACGGUGCUGACGGUCGACCCCCUUCAGAUCAUAUAUAUUCCUCUAUAGAUUCUGAUUAUUCCUCGUUAGAGCGCGGCGGUAAUAAUAUUCCUGGCAGAAGAAGAGCCGACAUUAGGCACUGGCUGCCACCGCCGCCCAUAGUCGACCCCCAGUCACCCUCAGGCCAAGCCUACCUCGUCUAGUCGAUCCAUCUCAUUGAAUCAAAACUCUGUGUAGUCACAACGCUUCAUGUUUUUUGUAUUGUAUAACUUCGCAUUACGCGCUUUACCAAAUAGUUAAGAUUUCAAUCUAUUUUUGUAAUUUCCCGCCGUUACAAAGGGCGUUUCGUAAUGUUAAUGUAAAUAAUUCUAUAAGACUGCUGUAGUAAUAUGUGAAUUGUAAAUAAUUUGUAAAUAUGUGUCCAUAAUAAGUCGCGAGUAUACUAUUUAUAUAUUUUAAUAAAGCCAUUGUGAUAAUUUUUGCAAA
Molecule: messenger RNA, 4353 nt
Organism: Plutella xylostella (diamondback moth)
Lineage: Eukaryota; Metazoa; Arthropoda; Insecta; Lepidoptera; Plutellidae
Product: toll-like receptor 7
Biological process (GO): signal transduction
Cellular component (GO): plasma membrane
Molecular function (GO): protein binding
Source: RefSeq, a predicted model, not a curated record